AUGGGUGAAACAAAUUCCUCCUCAACAAACAACCUGAAUCCCUACAAAGAUCCUCUCUUUAUUGCAGUAAAUGAGAGUGCUGCAACACCACUUGGAAGUAUCUUGUUUGAUGGAAAGAAUUUCCUGAAUUGGAGCAGAAGCAUCAGGAUUGCUCUUGGUGCCAAGAACAAACUGGGAUUCUUAGAAGGGAAGCAUCCUAAACCUUCUGAAGGUCCUGAUGAAAUCCAGAAAUGGACUAGAUGUGAUUAUAUGGUGAGGUCAUGGUUGUUGGCCACCAUGAAGCCUGAAGUUGCAAGCAGCCUUGUGACUAUGCAAUCAACUAAGAGGUUGUGGGAAGAAAUUGUUGAAAGGCAUGGGCAAACAAGUGCUCCUCUUCUCUUUCAACUGAAAAAAGACAUGUGGGAACUGCAGCAAGGGUAUCUCAGUGUAAGUGAAUACUACUGCAAAUUGAAGGAUUUUUGGGAUCAAAUCUCAGAAAUUGAAGACAUACCAGAGUGUUCUUGUGGAGCUCUGGCAAAAUGCAGCUGCAGCAUUGUCAAAAAAAUGAUUGAGAGGGAAUCAUCCACCAAGCUCAUGAAGUUUCUCAUGGGUCUGAACUCUGAUUAUGAGCAGAUGAAGACAAAUUUCCUUGGGAUGGAUCCACUGAUGCCUGUGAACAAGGUGUACAAUCUAGUCAUGCAGGUUGAGAAACAAAAGCAGAUCACAGGAGAAAUCAGUAUUGGGAGUCAAACAAGUGCUCUAGCAGCAAACAGGCAAGGAGAGAGUCUUGGUCCUCUGAUGAACUUUAAUAAGAGAGAAUACAAAAAAAUGAGACUUGAGAAGAUUGAAAGAGAUGCAAAGAAAUGUCAGCAUUGUGGAAUGAAGGGACAUUUAAGGGAAGAGUGUUUUAAGCUAGUUGGAUAUCCUGACUGGUUUAAGAACAAUCCAAAGGGAAAAGGAAACACAAGACAAGCUGCAAAUGCAACUAGGAGUGAAGAAGAAUAUUCUGGAGACAAUCCCCUGGAGUUUGGAAAUGCAGGAGGUAAUGCAAUGAAACAUGAUGACAAGUUCAUUUCUUCUGUUGUACAGGAAGUGAUGAAAGCAAUUGGUGAGAAGCAGAAUGCAACAGCUAGCAGUCACAACAACUUUGCAGGUAAAGAAAUUCUUUCUAAUGCAGUGAAUCAUUAUGAUGACUCUUACUGUAAUACAUGGCUCAUAGAUUCAGGAGCUAGUGAUCACAUGACAGGAAACAAAAGUGUUCUUACUAACAUGAGAACAUUAGACAAGCAGAUAAGGGUAGGAUUACCUGAUGGAAAUGUCAAAACAGUUAAAGAAAUAGGAGAUGUGAAAUUGAAUGAUAAUGUGACUCUUUUUGAUGUGUUAUAUGUAAGUGAUUUCAAACACAACUUGCUGUCAGUGAGCAAAUUGGUUCACAAAGAUGACCUGAAGCUUUUAUUUGAUAAACAUGGGUGUUCUCUUCAGGGCCUUUCCACUGAAGAUAAUGUAGUGUUUGGAGAGAAUGAAAGUGAUCUGUACAAGCUGAUCAACUUUGAAAACUAG
Molecule: messenger RNA, 1539 nt
Organism: Spinacia oleracea (spinach)
Lineage: Eukaryota; Viridiplantae; Streptophyta; Magnoliopsida; Caryophyllales; Amaranthaceae
Exons: 2
Coding region: 1-1539 (512 amino acids)
Molecular function (GO): zinc ion binding; nucleic acid binding
Source: RefSeq, a predicted model, not a curated record